AUGUUAAUGGAUUCAUUAGGUGAAGGUAAACAUUCAAAAGGUGUAACUUCGGAAUAUUUAGAUACUUUAGAAAGAAUUCCAAUUAAACAAAUUGAUAAUGAUUCAUGUUGUCCUAUUUGUACAAAUCGUUUUAAAGAUGAUAAAUAUCCUUUAGUUGUUAGAUUACCUUGUGGUCACGGUGUCAAUCAUAUUUUUGAUUUGGAAUGUGUUGGACCUUGGUUGCAAAUGAAUUCAACUUGUCCAAUGUGUAGAACAAAUGUAUUGGAAGUUGAAGCAAAUAGAAGGAAAAAGAUAGAUGAAGAGAUUAGAAAAGCCAAAGAAGAAGAUUCCGAAGAAGAAGAAGAGGACUGGGAUUUAUAUGGAUGA
This is a messenger RNA of Candida tropicalis MYA-3404, 366 nucleotides long. RefSeq lists its product as uncharacterized. Bases 1 to 366 code for a protein of 121 amino acids. The record is from RefSeq and is a predicted model, not a curated record. The transcript has a single exon. NCBI's taxonomy places the organism in Eukaryota, Fungi, Ascomycota, Pichiomycetes, Serinales, Debaryomycetaceae.